Molecule: messenger RNA, 1751 nt
Organism: Caenorhabditis elegans
Lineage: Eukaryota; Metazoa; Nematoda; Chromadorea; Rhabditida; Rhabditidae
Source: the annotation of a RefSeq genome assembly
AUGCUUUCGAUAAAUUCGAUUGCUGCUGGUACAAUCACGUCUUGUUGGAGCGACGUUUUUUCUAAACAAUCUAGAAAGCGUUCAAUGAUUCUUGCUUUCAUCUUGACUCUUCUAGUCGUACCGGAUGGUACAAAUGGUAUGAUCUUCAGUGAAUUCCUGAAGAAUUAUCGAGAUCUGGUGGACAUUAGCUCGUUGAAGACAUGCUGGAUGCUUGGUGGCGAUGGUAUUCAACAAGUUAAUCCGAAGAACGAGCAGAAAGGAUACCAAUGCACUGUUAAGCUGAGAGCGUGGUCGACAAACGAGAAAGACGUCAAGGAUGCUUGCAUGAGUCGGAUCCCAUACUACAUCACACAUGCUAAGCCAGAAAAUGCUGAGACUUCUUGCACGUUCCAAAUGAAUCUCCACUGUGACGACAACUACUGGCAAAUCCACGGACGAUGCUACAGAGUGUUCGACGGAAAGUACACAUUCGAGGAGGCUCAGCAAAUGUGCUCCGAAAAAAUUCAAUCGAAGAGCAAGGAGUUUGAACCUAAUCGUCAACUUCUACGCCAGCAAAUUGAACAUUCUGCUGAACGACAUGGAAGGUAUCUAUGAUGCAUGGGUUACUGUCCCAAAUAUCAAAGAUUAUUUCACCAAUGGACAAGGAGAAGCCGAAGUUUAUGUCCAGGACUCGGCGUACAAGUAUGACGUCCGUCCGGGAAGCAUCAUGAUGGAUCGGCUGGAAGGCAGGCAUCAGGUACUUUGUGAGUACAAACCUGCGAUGACCAUGGCCGAGAUGUUCUACAUGGCAAAGUUGUACUCGGAGAUCUACCCGAUUCAUGUCUACACUCAUGGAGCCAUUUUCACUUCUGCCAGUUACUUGACAGUCACUCAACGCUCGCUGAUCAAGAACACAGGUGGACCGACUCAGUACGGCGAUGAGAUUGAAAAGUUCGACACGAGUGAGCUCAAUGAGAAAUGCAAGCUUCUCGGGAACAUUCUCAAUGUGGACAGCAUUCCGAUGGUUCCGACUGAAAACGAGCAAAAUUACGUCAAACAUCUUCUCACCGAUCAUCAAUUCUACAUGACAAGUGGAUUUAAGAGCGAUGGCUGUGGAAGAGGGGACUACCGUACUCAACAAGAUGGAAAUACUUCUACUUCAUUUGAUUCAAUCGGUUCGAACGAUGAAUAUUGCCAUGCUCACAGGUUACUCUUUCCACAAAAACGGACGUUAUCCUACAAUGGCUGCAAUGCGAGCUCCUGCUAUUUGUGCAAUGCACGAAUUCAGUUGGUCGCAUGGGGACUGUGAUCCAAAGCCAGAAUGGGCUGAAGAAAUGUUGGUAUACAACCGGACGAGCGAAUCAGUUUUCUGUCAUUACGUUGAUGAGACGGAAAAGAUCACGUAUUAUGAAGCAAAAGCUCGUUGCAACAGUUUUGGAGCAGAAUUGACAGGAUUUGACUCGCGAGAUGAAUGGGUUGCAGUAUCUAAAACUUUGAAGACAUGUCAUCACUGGACCGGAGGGAUAACAAAAUAUAAAAGCUAUAAUGUACCAGAAAUCAUUUGGGACGCUGGUGUUGCUACGAACACAGACUAUUUUACUGAUGUUUAUUUUCAAACGACUCUACCCGAUGAACAUCUCUCAUUACUAUGGUCAGAAGCUCAUGUUCACCCGACGUAUCGUAAUUACAUGUACAUGUGCACCAUAUGCGGUAAAGCUGCAAAAUUGGUUCGUUCGGAAGGAAAGGUGUAUGGUCUCAAAACAACUGGAUGA